UUCAUGAAGAAAACCUGUGUAAAUAUAAUAGAAAUUCUUCACACAUUUUGAUUCUCAGUGAUUUUUUUUUUUUGGUUUGUAUUGGAUAAAUACACUAAUUAAAAUGAUCACAAUGUCAAAUAAGGUAUCCUGUGGAAAAUUCUCCAUUAUAAUGAACUUUAGAUAAACAGUUCCAGAAAUUGUGUCAUCAUUACACUGAAGUUUUACUCUGUAAGUAGCUAAAGAAGGAGGUAAGAAAAGGAGUCAAACAGAAAACAAAUAUCUUGAUCCCAGAGGAUUUUUAAAAGCAUUUAGAGGCAGCAAGAACAUUUUAAUUUCCUCUUAAUAAAAUUCCCAAGACAUGGCAUACUUUAGGGACACAAAUUCUCCCAGAACAAGAAAAAUGAUGUAACUACUUCUGAAAACCUUAAUUCAUGUGGGUAUUUUUAAAUUUUUUUUCAGAGUGGAAUCUUCCUACUUCCUUGGGGAAAAAAACUAAGAAUAAAACCAAGUGACUACUUGAGAGUUGGACUUCUUCUCUGUGCAAAGGCACAGGUUGGGGUGGGAAGAUGCGAUGCAUGCUGAAAAAAGAGCACGGUUUGCACUCCAGUGUUAAUUCUCUAAAGAAGAAAGGAACUCACUGACAUAGGCCAAACUAACCAAUGGCUGGUGAAAACUAUACAAGGAUCACAGAGUUUAUUUUCACAGGCUUAGAGUACCAUCCGCAUGCGCAAGGCUUCCUCUUCUUGCUCUUCCUUCUUUUUUACCUUGUUACCAUGACCGGAAACCUGGGCAUGAUUUUCCUCAUCCGGAUGGAUUCCCACCUGCACACACCGAUAUACUUUUUUCUCAGUCACCUGUCCUUUGUGGAUGUCUGCUUUUCGUCCGUGGUUGGCCCCAAGAUGCUCAGAGACUUCUUCGCUGAAAGGAAAGCCAUUUCUUUCCUAGGCUGUGCCUUGCAGCGGUGGUCCUUUGGGCUCUUUGUGGCCAUGGAGUGCCUUCUCCUGGCAUCCACAGCUUAUGACCGCUACGUGGCCAUCUGUACCCCACUGCUGUAUUCAGUUCUCAUGUCCCACAGACCCUGCAUACAGCUGGUGGUUGGACCCUGCGCUGCUGGAUUUCUGAACACCAUGACCCACACAACAGCUGCUUUCCGACUUCCCUUCUGUGGUUCCAACAUUAUCAAUCACUUCUUCUGUGACAUGUCCCCACUUCUAUCUCUGGUAUGUGCUGACACACGGAUCAAUAAAUUGCUAGUUUUCAUCGUGGCUGGAGCUGUACUUGUGGUCAGCAGCCUGACUAUAUUAGUCUCCUAUUUUCACAUCCCCAUCUCUAUCCUGAGCAUCCGCUCUGCUCGUGGGAGGCACAGAGCCUUCUCCACCUGCUCUUCCCAUCUCACAGCUGUCUCCAUCUCGUAUGGGACUCUCUUCUUUAUCUACGUGAGGCCAGGAGCAGUUUUCGCUCUGGAUCUCAAUCAAGUGGUGGCAGUGUUCUACACAGCAGUGAUUCCCAUGUUGAAUCCUCUCAUCUACAGCUUGAGAAAUAAAGAAGUGAAAGCUGCUAUAUGCAGGACCAUCGCCAGGAGAAAGUUUUGCCUCAAAAGUUAA
This is a messenger RNA of Cervus elaphus (red deer), 1586 nucleotides long. RefSeq names its product olfactory receptor 1009-like. The transcript is spliced from 2 exons. The record is from RefSeq and is a predicted model, not a curated record. Gene Ontology annotation, cellular component: membrane. Bases 642 to 1586 code for a protein of 314 amino acids. NCBI's taxonomy places the organism in Eukaryota, Metazoa, Chordata, Mammalia, Artiodactyla, Cervidae. Gene Ontology annotation, biological process: sensory perception of smell; G protein-coupled receptor signaling pathway. Gene Ontology annotation, molecular function: G protein-coupled receptor activity; olfactory receptor activity; odorant binding.